UGUCUGUGCCAAUUAUUUCCUCUGCUCUUUAGAGGUCGGAAGGUUUAAUCUUUUAUAGAUUUCUUUGCAUUAUGGCAAGCCAACCUCCAACAGCUCGUCCAUGGUUCCGUUUAGGAUCCCUUGCACGGGCCGCUCCAACGCCGGCACCCGCACCGGCACCUGCUCCAACUCCGGCUCCCACCGCGGCACCUGCUCCUGUUCCCACCCCGGCACCUGCUCCAGCGCCGUUUCCCACCGUGGCACCGGCUCCAGCGCCGGUUCCCACCGUCGCACCCGCUCCAACGCCGGUUCCCACCGUCGCACCGGCUCCAACGCCGGUUCCCACCGUUGCAACUGCUCCAACGCCCGUUCCCACCACGGUACCGGCUCCCACCCCGGCACCUGCUCCAAUGCUGGCUCCCACCGUGACACCUGCUCCUGUUCCCAUCACGGUACCGGCUCCCACCCCGGCACCUGCUCCAAUGCUGGCUCCCACCGUGACACCUGCUCCUGUUCCCACCACGGCACCUGUUCCAAGGCCGUUUCCCACCGUGGCACUUGCUCCUGUUCCCACCACGGUACCGGCUCCUACUCCGGCACCUGCUCCAAUGCUGGCUCCCACCGUGACACUUGCUCCUGUUCCCACCACGGUACCGGCUCCCACCCCGGCACCUGCUCCAAUGCUGGCUCCUACCGUGGCACCUGCUCCUGUUCCCACCACGGUACCGGCUCCCACUGUGGCACCUGCUCCAACGCUGGCUCCCACCGUGACACCUGCUCCUGUUCCCACCACGGCACCUGUUCCAAGGCCGUUUCCCACCGUGGCACCUGCUCCUCUUCCCACCACGGUACCGGCUCCCACCCCGGCACCUGCUCCAACGCUGGCUCCCACCGUGACACCUGCUCUUGUUCCCACCACGGCACCUGCUCCAAGGCCGUUUCCCACCGUGGCACCUCCUCCUGUUCCCACCACGGUACCGGCUCCCACCCCGGCACCUGCUCCAACGCUGGCUCCCACCGUGACACCUGCUCCUGCUCCCACCACGGCACCUGUUCCAAGGCCGUUUCCCACAGUGACACCUGCUCCUGCUCCCACCAUGGCACCUGUUCCAAGGCCGUUUCCCACCGUGACACCUAUUCCUGUUCCCACCACGGUACCGGCUCCAACGCCGGUUCCCAUCGUGGCACCUGCUCCUGUUCCCACCACGGUACCUGCUCCAACGCCGGCUCCCGCGGCGGUACCUCCUCCUGCCGUGGAAUUCGUAUUGCCCCGGCCUCUUCUGCCGCGGCCGGCAUUUAGGCCAAUUACUCAACCUACAGCACCUGCACCAGCACCUGCGCCGUCUUCACCAGUUAGAACGCUCCCGACAGGCCCCUCCACCACAGUAGCACCGCCUGCUGCACCAAUUACAGCUCCAGUGGUGCCGAUUGCAACUGCAGCGCCAAUUACGGCUCCAACGCAACCUGUUCCAACUGAAAAGCCCGCCAGCACAGCAAUCCUCGUGACUCGCGCGGCUAGUCCAACAGCAUCAUUAAUAGCCAUAAAACCAGCGGUACAAACGCCAGCCGCCCCUCCACCUUCUCCUUUAAUCUUACCUCCGGCCCAAUUGAAAUCCCAGUCGGAGAUCGAAUCCAAAAUCCCAGCAGAGGCAGAGCAGAAAACCGUGCUUGUUCAAAAGACAGUCGAGAAGCCAAAGGGGUGGUUCAUUGGUGAUUCCCAUAAAGAUCUCAGCGAUGCAAUCACAGAAGUGAAGGAAAAAGGUUACCGGAAGAAAACUUAUUCUGAUUCCGAGGAAUCUGGCAUAAGGGUCAUAACAAUUGCCGGCGAGAACAGAGGAGCUCACAUGGAAUUAAUCCAUUCCCCGCAGAAACAUGGCUUCGAGGGUACCCCUCAUCAUCUCCAGAAGAAGGGGAGUUCCUCAACCGACGGCAACGAAUCCCAGGACGGGAAACAAAAAAAGAAAGACAAGGAUCAGAAAUCAAAGGCAAAGCCUACGAAUGCAUAUGUAAACAGUAAUGUGCAGGGUGUUAACAGCUCCAUUGUGCUCAAUUCUACCUGCACUCACCAUGACCCCGGCGUGCAAAUCACUCUGCUCCGAAAACCAUCCUGCGGUAGCGGUGGUGGAUUGCAAAUAAAGGAACAUCGCAGCGGGGUAUAACAGCCGGAGGGAAGCAAAGAAUUUCACUUAAUUUGGGAUACUCUAAGUGCGAUAUUAAGCAAUAAAUUAAUACUAUUACAUAUGGGAUAAAGGGAGUAUAUGCAUGGAAUCUGCUUCUUCAAUCUGUGCAAUUGAAGACGUUCCAUAAUAUGUCUUUGGCGUGAACUUGCUUAAAUUGGAGUGUAAUAAAAGUGAUUCUUCACU
This is a messenger RNA of Rubroshorea leprosula, 2342 nucleotides long. NCBI's taxonomy places the organism in Eukaryota, Viridiplantae, Streptophyta, Magnoliopsida, Malvales, Dipterocarpaceae. The record is from the annotation of a GenBank genome assembly.